Molecule: messenger RNA, 702 nt
Organism: Motacilla alba alba
Lineage: Eukaryota; Metazoa; Chordata; Aves; Passeriformes; Motacillidae
Gene: PEBP4
Product: phosphatidylethanolamine binding protein 4
Exons: 5
Coding region: 1-366 (121 amino acids)
Source: RefSeq, a predicted model, not a curated record
AUGGAGGGUGGGAACAAGAAAUAUGUCCUGGUGAUGGUGGACCCCGACUGUCCCAACAGGGAAAACCCCCGGCACCGCUUCUGGAGGCACUGGCUGGUCACCGACAUCCUGGGCUCGGAUCUGAGGGUUGGGAAGAUCAAAGGGAAGGUCCUGACAGAUUACAGCCGGCCCAAACCCUCGCGCUACAGCGGCUACCACCGCUACCAGUUCCGCCUGUACCGGCAGCCGCAGCACCAGACCAUCUCCCUGAGCUCCGAGGAGCAGCAAUCGCUGGGCACCUGGGACUUGAAGGACUUCGUGGAGGAUUUUCAUCUGGGCCACCCUGUGGCCUCGACCCAGUUCCUCACCAAAAACUACAAGGAUUAACCCCGACCGUCCCUUCCUUGCCCUGCUCAUCCCCACACCACAGAGCCACCUCUGCCUGGAGCAGAGGGGACCCCAGGAGCCAGUGAGGAUGAACCCACCCUGCUCCCAGCCCCAGCCCCUUCCCUCCCAAAGCCAAGUUCUCUUUCCCUCCGGGGAACAUGCCAGGAGGCGUCCCAGCUCGCCUGGCUAUCCCCGGAAUUCUGGCACCUUCCCUUCUCCCCCUUCACCCCAUUUCUGACUUGACCCCCUGCAUGUCCCCCUGGCACUUUGGGGACUUUGAUGCCUGCAGCUUCCUGAAUAAAAUUCGGAUGGAGCACGCGGGGCUCUGUGGUGGCA